AUGUUUGAUGGACUUGAUUUGGGGCAUGGUAACCGUCUGAAGGUUGCACUUGCACUGUCAAAGCAGAAAUCGGCCUUCACAGACUCCGUGGAGAAAAAGGGCGAUGGUGUAAAUGAUAAAGACGAAGUACAUACUGAUCAUGAAGUAGUUUCCAGGUAAAAGCAAAAUCCUACUUGCAAGUUGAGAGCUUGAAUUGUUUGCUAGGGUCUCAAUGAAAUUAUGUUAAUUAGGAUUUUGACUUGGAAACUUCUGUUAAACAUUUGUGAAGAGACAGCCUUCACAGGGCGAAAGGGGAUUGGCUGAAAUUUGAAAUUAAAACAAGCUCGAUUACUUAUUCAAAAAAAUUACCUCGAGAUCGUAGAGGGUGAGAUGAAGAACUUAACUUAAAGCACGUGGGAAAGUUGUUAGAGCGUGGAAGAAUCAUAAGAGUUCAUCCUAAGAAAAACUACUUCCUCUGGAGUGAAGUGAAAGUUUUAUUGUGUGUAUCGUCAGUAUCCCAGCAGUUUUUUGUUUGCUUGUUGGAAAUAUGGUCAUUGCUCUUGGUUCAAGCCUUUUUCCUUUCACUAGGUCUGCCUUUUUUUCUGUAUGAUACAAUGUUGCGUCAAUAAUUUCAUUUUCUUUUUGUUGUUUCUGUUAUUUGAGUGGUUUAUUAUGACACUAUUUACGUCAUACCACCCUCAUAUCCACAUCUUUUGAUGUUUUUGUUUUUGCCCUAUAACAGUGAACAUAAAGCUGCUCUAGAUGACGUAUCAAGUGUCUUUCCUAAUUCCAAGCUUAUAUCCGAAGGUAACUGAAAGUCUUGGUCAGAUUGAGGUCAAAUUACUUGCUGUUGGUUUCUUACAAAGUUUAACCGAAUAGUCAAUACAGAAGCACGAUUUUAGUAAACUUUGCCCUAAACGCCUUUUACAACCAGACUGUUGACACAGCAUUGACUGAUAUCUUCUUUCUCUCCUCUUCUCCUAAAGGAAGUCCAUGUAGCUUUUGUGGCCAGUUAGGACAUAAAUGGUGCUCAGCGUGCAAAGUUCCGUACUGUAGUCGAGACUGUCAGAGAAAUGACUGGCCGAAGCACAAACACGCUUGCUGGCAACAAACUCGGUCUGAGAGAAAAACAGCCACCCUUGCAGACACUUCGAAAACAUGUCUGGAAACUGCUUCUGCCUUGACCAGAGCAGCAAAUUCUGUGCAGCAAGCUACUCCAACUCACCCAUUUACUCCUUGUGAGGACUCAACGUAUCCAAGUAAGGAACCUACUAUCUCUGAGACGCCCACGAAUUCCGAAAAAAAUGGCGAAAAGAUCUCUAAGAAAGUCGAUCAGGAGAGUGUGAGGGUAGCAGAGAGUGAUGAAUUUGAUGUACAGAAUGCUGAGAUGUUUGCCCAGAUGAUGGGUUUUGACCCAAAUCCAGUGACGACUGUGGAUAGUAGUGAAGACAGCGACAGCGCUGAUACCUCAACAUCUCCAUCCUUUAUGAGCAACUUGAUGCACGAAGACUCCGGUCUUCAGGUGCUACAUGCCGAAACGGGUCUGCUGAAGUCAAGCCAAGAAAGCCAAGUGAACCAAUCAAAGUCAGAAACCAGUUUAUCCCCAGAAUCAGUCAGUACUUCAAAAGUGGCCGUUACAGAUUCAGAAACAUCUUGCUCAGAGCUUCCGUCCUCUAGCAAGGGUCCCGUGCGAAUCCCUUUAGAGCAGCUCCAGAUGGAGAAAAUUUCAACAGAAGAUUUUGAAGUUGUUGUUAUAGAAGUUGAAAACCCAAGCUGCGUGUGGGUUCAUUCGUGUGCCUCCGACGCCUUUGAAAGACGAAACCAACUGAAGAGUAUUCUUCAAGCGACAUACCGUGAUUCUGUGUUUGAAAAUUAUGCGCCAAGUGUUGGUGAAGUAUGCGUUGCCCAAUUUAGCUUUGACAAUUGCUGGUAUAGAGUGAAAGUUGAUUUGGUUAUCAGUGCAGGAACCAUGAGAUGUACAUACAUAGACUUCGGUAAUCAGGAGGACAUUGCAGUACACAAAAUACGUCGCAUAACAGAGGACCUACUCAGUCUUCCCAGACAAGCUCUCAAGAUGUCCCUGUAUGGAAUCACGAGUACCUCUCCAUCAGGUGUUUGGUCUUUGGAAUCAACCAUUUUUCUAAAGAGUGAAAUCUUAGCGAAAAGGUGUAAAGUUCGAGUACGUGAACAAGCUGAUGAAACAUUGUAUGUGGAAUUGUCAGCUGCUCAUGGAACACGCAUGUGUGAAACAGUCAAUAAAACCCUAAUAAAAGCUGGCUUUGCUGAAAUAAAGAGUCAAGGAGAUCAAGCCAACGGAUCACAUGGACAAGACGAUGUGUGCGCGGAACAAAUAGGCAGCUCUGACAAGUCACCUUAUUUUGGCGACAUUUCUGCGAAGAGGCCGUUGAAUACUCAUCCGUAUGAGGAAGGGAGGAAUCCUCCUAGACUUCACAGUCAAUCAAAGGGAGGUAAAGUGCCAUUUGAAAUCGUCGUCAACGCCAUUGUGAAUCCAUGGGAAUUCUACGCAAUGAAGACUGAAAAACAAUUGAUAGACAAGCUCAGAUCAUUAAUGGAAAAUUUAAAUCAUCACCUAUCCAAGAAUCCUUGUACUAUCGAAUGUUUAGCACGUCUUUCUCCCGGUGAUAUGUGCGCUGCCCAAUUCUCGCAGGAUAAAGUUUGGUAUCGUGCUGUUGUCUUAGAACAAGUUCUCGAUGGCUACAGGGUUCGUUAUGUAGACUUUGGAAACAGUGAAGUGGUGCAAGAAGGCAACGUAUGGCCUCUACCUCAAGAGUUUCAGAGAUUACCCCCACUUUCAUUGACUUGUUCACUAGCAGGUGUGAAGAAACCAAAGACACAGGGUUGGAGCCUGGAGGCUAUACAAGAAUUCAAGGCUUUGGUGGCUGAUAGAACAUUUUUGUGUAGGAUUGUUUACACGCAUGGAGUCACCAAUAUUGUUGAAUUACUUGAUCCAAACCGUGGUGGAGAGGAGUCAAUAGCCAACUCACUUAUAGGGGCAGGUAUAUGUUAAUAAAUUAUUUUUUAUUGGUUUCUUUGAAACGUCUUCAUUUGGCACGAAAAUGUGCAUGGAUAUUUGUUCGCGCACAUUAUCUGUUCCGAGAUGCGAAGAGUUUUCCGAGAUGCGAAGAGUUUUCCGAGAGCGUAGCUCGAGGAAAACUGUGAGUUCUAAGGAACAGAUAAUGUCCAAGAAUAAAUAUAUUAGCAUAUCGUGCUUCUGGAGACUUCUGUGCCCAUUAUCCUUUAAAUAUUUUUGCCACGAGCGGGCAAAAAAAUGUUAAGGGACAGCUUACCGUUUGCUGUGUGGGAUGUUCACUGUUCAGUAUUGUCUGGUACAACUACAUGAACAAACAGAUAUGGCCUCUAGUGGACAGUUCAAACCCCAUUUCAAGUUUUAUGCCAUUAAUGGGAGCCUUUCUGAGACGCCAUUGACGACACAUAUUACCAAAACAUAUCACACCUGAGAGAUGACAUCUAGUUGUGAUCACGAAGAAAUGUUAUUCAUUGAUUUUCCCCAAACUGAAUAAAAGCUUUCGCUUUCUCUUAGCGACCGUAAGGGGGGAAUAUCUUUUCUGUGACCAUUUCCACUUUGCUUACGUGCUCUGUAGAUAGUGGAUACCAGGUUUGCCUGAGGGAAUCCAGGUCUGCGUGCCUCAAAGCUAACCAAAGUAUUUAUGCUUAACUUUACUCAGGUCUUGCCGAUCCAUUCUUACCCAAAGAAGGUCACAAGCAACAAAUUAAUUCAAGAAGGGAGAUGCUAUCUAUAACGCCACAGCGUUUGAGAAAUGGAGAAAAUUCAGUGAACAAGGACCCUUCGAAUGUUGUCACAGAUCCAUUGAACCAACUAUGGCCCAAUAUUGAUGGGGGAGGUUCGUUGCCAAAAGAUCAAAUACUAGACAUGACUGAAAAGGAAAGAAUAGAAUCUGUUGUCUUUGAAUCAGCUAUCGAAGCAGUGACGUUGGCUCAAGAUUCUGAAUUUGAUAUUCUGGUAACUGAAGUGGUUUCUCCUGGGCUUAUUUUCUCUCAGCUAGGAACGGUAGGAUCUUUGCAGAUUGCUGUCAAGUUGACCGAGGAUAUGAAUUUGCAUUAUAACUCAGCGACCUACCCACCUUUUGUUCCACGCCAGAAUAGCCUGUGUGCGGCGCACUUUGCUGGAAGCGGGGACUGGUGUCGAGCAUUUAUCAAAGGAGUCUCUCCUGAUGGGUCUGUCUCUGUGCAAUAUGUGGAUUACGGAAACACUGAAAUACUUCCACCAAAUCGCCUACGGCCUCUAAUUCCCCAGUUUGAUUCCAGUGCCUUGUCUUUUUUAGCACUGAGAUGUUCGUUGGCAAAUAUUGUCUCUCUUGACAAAUCGGAAUGGUCUGAUGAAGCGGUGGCGUUCGUUAAAGCCCAUCUUCCGUUAUUCAGUAGACGGACAGUUCGCUUGGUUGGAAGACAGAAAGGAAUACUAUUUUUGGAGGUGAAAGUAGAAGAUGAAAGUGUAAGUUCAAUGCUGGUAAAUCGGGGGCUAGCAAGAGCAAUGGCGAAAGGCUACCAACAUCGGCAUCUGAAUGUGAAAGAGUCUACGCCAACUGCUAGACGAUUGGUGGCAGUUGACCGAAAUGUCCUUUCAAACGGCCGUUGUAAAGGGCACGCCUCAAGCGCAUUGGAGUCCUUGGUAUUCUGCCCCGCAAUUCAGGCAGCUGUUUUACCACAAGACAAUUCACUUUUUGAUGUUAUGAUCACGGAGGUAACAAAAUCAGGUGUUUUCUUCAUACAAGUAAUGGACUUUUAUACUGCCCUUAGCUUACAGAAGCUUUCAGAGAAGAUGAAUUCGUCUUAUAAUUCGUCACCGUCAAGUUCCUACAAACCUCAACCAAACCAUUUUUGUGCUGCUCAGUUUACCGAAACGGGUGACUGGUGCCGUGCAUUUAUCAAAGAAGUAACUUCUCAGAAUUUGGUGGAGGUACAUUACGUUGACUUUGGGAACACAGAGAAACUUCCGGUGUCAAGUAUCAAGCCUCUGAUGGAUAGCCUAACAACAUACCCUUUUUUCGCUCUACCAUGCUCAUUAGCAAAUUUGCCACGACCCGAAUCUCUUGGAGGGGAAGAUAAAACAAUGGAACUGAUCAAGGAAAAAGUUCCCCUUUUUCAACGUGUUAGUGCCAAAAUAAUGGCCAAACAUCGUGGUAUGCUACUUGUCGACUUAAUGGUUUCAAAGGAUCAGCCUCAGUUUCUUAGUCAACUACUGCUGAACGAAGGGCUCGCUCUGAAGUCAGUUGUAAAUGAAAGCCAACGCGAGGAUAAUCAAAUGGAAAUUGAGAUGAAACGUUCGCAAAUACAGGAUUCAUUGGAGGAUGCAUCAACUUCAAAACCUCACGGGAGCAUUGAGUCCCUCGUAUUUCAGCCAGCUAUCCAGUCAGUUGCAGGUUUCGAUUCCUUUCAUGCCAUGCUAACCGAAGUUGUGUCUCCUUCUUCACUUUUUAUUCAGAUUUUGAGCCACGAGAAAGUUGAAAGGAUGAAGCAUCUGUCAGCAAACCUGAAUGCUCACUAUAAUAAUACAAAUUAUCCUCCUUUCAAGGCCCAGGCUAGCGUUCUGUGCGCUGGAUUUUUCUCCGAAAGUGGGGACUGGUGUCGAGCUUUCAUCAAAAGUGUGAAUGCGAAUGGCUCAAUUAACCUUCAUUAUUUGGAUUAUGGAAACAGUAAAGUCUGUUCGUCAUCCCAAAUAAGACCUUUAGAGAAACAUUUUCAGAACCUACCACCUAUGGCGUUAAAGUGCUCAUUAUACGGAAUUGGUCCUGUGCAGUCGACUGGAUGGGCGGAAGAUACCUGUAAAGCGUUGCUUUCCCAAGUGCCCCUAUUCAGCCGCCUGGAAGUGAAAGUGAUAAAGAAAGAAAAUGAAUCGCUGUUUAUUGAUGCUAUAUCUCCACUUACCCCACAACAAGUAACAUUGAACCAGUUUCUUGUAAAUCACGGUAUGGCUCAGUGGCAAGAUUUCUCAAGUGCACCAAAAGAUGUUUAUACGUCUGAGGAAGAAGUAAAUACAAGGGAACACGCUUCGUGGACAGCGCAGUUUGCCUUUGAAGCUCUUAGUGGUAACAGCAAUCGCUUUUAUGUGUCCAAAAUCCCUUUGGUGGAUAUUUCACAGAGCGACUCUAUCCAAGUUCUUAUAAGUGAGGUUCAACGACCAGACAAGAUUUUCUUUCAAGUCCUGAACGAAGAAAACGCUCACGGACUUGAUGCUCUUUCACGAAAAUUAAAUACCUAUUGUUGUGAGGUAGAGAAUAGUCCCUAUAAACCAGUUCUGGGGGAGCUUUGUUGCGCCCGUUUUAACCAAGACGGUGUUUGGUAUCGAGCCGCAGUUGAACAGGAACUGUCAGAAUCCAGGAUGUCAGUGUUAUUCGUGGAUUAUGGUAAUCAAGACUCAGUCACAGUUGAUUCGGUAAGACGAAUUACCGCUGAAUUUACACAACUUCCUUUGCAAGCCAGGCAGUGUUUUUUGACAGGCAUACUCCCCGUGUCGCAGUCAUGGUCGUCCGAUGCGGUUAACUUCUUAAGAGGGCGCAUAUUGGGUGAGACGUUUGUUGCUCAGAUUGAAAAUGUUUCUGAAGAAAGCGUAGGCGUUCAUCUGUUUGAACAUCACCAAAGAAAUUUGCCUCCUCAUAUUUCCGUCAAUCAAGAUAUGGUCGAGCACGAUCUUGCUCGCAUUCAAGCGCAAUCCGUUUGCUCGAAGGUAUAAACUCUGUUUUCAAACGAACACUUCGAUGUUGUAAUUACGGAGGUAACACAUCCAGGGGAUAUGUGGGGACAAGUCCUUCAUGCUGAGUCGCACAACAUGUUCCGUUUAUUUACGGAGCAAUAGAACCGAUACUGUGUAUCUGCGGCACCUUUCUUAACGUUUAUUCUCAAUCUCAGUGAGGAUUGUUCUGUACUGUUCUCGCAGGAUGAUACAUGGUACAGAGCAUGUGUGUUGGAAUGACUUGAAUCAAGAAAGAAAUUAGUUCAGUUUGUAGACUUUGGAAAUAGUUAAACGGUAUCACCUGACAAGAUGAGAUCUCUAAAGGACGACUUUGUUUACCUCCCUGCACAAUUGUUUGAGUUAAGCCUUGCAAACCUUCGUCGUCUACAUCAGAUUUGGAGUCAAGAAGCACUGGAUUCGCUCAAAAGUACAGUAAACCGAAAGUUGAAGGUGACAAUUGUUCAUCGUUAGCCAGACCAGUUGAAUGUGUUACUUAAAGACUGGAAUGUUCCCGAUGGUCCGCUUCGUAUCAAAAAUUUACAUGUGCUUAUUAUAACAAAUUGCUAUCAUGCGCACUUUCCAUGGAAAAAUCGCUCUAUAUUAUACUCUUCUUGAGCAACAACUAAUUUCUCAUGCUGCCAAGGACUUAUCAUGUCAAUACCAAACCAAAAACGUUUGUAAUUUGAUAUUUUUGCUUUUUGUAAUUUGUACCUGUGUUACAACUUUGCGCAUGUGGUACAACUUUGCAUUCAUCUUACAUUAAAAGUGCAUUUUGUUUUCAGCCAAUCAGAAGCGCUCAACUUUAUCUUAUAUUGUUAGGUGAGUUAUCUUGCUCGUAAUUUAUCACUCGUACGAUUGAAAAAAACAAAGAUAUACAUGGAAAAAUUUCUUAAUUUUAAUUGCUUGAGAGAAAUGCAGGUUUCACUUACGCAAACAGAUGGAAGAUAAUACAGUUUAUAAUGUACAUAAAAAAAUUGCGCACUUUUGAUUGGCUGAAAACGAGUGCAUUCUCAUGAAACACGAAUGCACGAAUCAAAGUAGCACGCUUUCAAAUUUUGUCUGGAGUUUCUGCGAUGUUUUUUCAUGUACAGUAUUAACAAGUAUUAACAUGAUUUCUCGUUCAAUUUGUUGUAAUAAGCAUAUGUAAAUUUUUCAAAUACUACAAAUUGCUCUUGCCCUCGGACUCGUGCAAUUUUGUUGUCUUUGAAAAAUUGACUCGUGCUUAUUUACUCCGAAUUUUGCUCGAAAUCAUGGUAUUACCGAUACUUAUUGAGUGCAAAAAGUUGACAAUUCGUUAACCCGGGUUAAGAAUUUUUUUGCGACUUAAAAACAGCAACAACAAAAAAACUUUAAGUUUGCUGCCAAUGACUAAUUAUGUCAACGACAAAUUUAUUUCACUGAAUUGCACUCGAAGUCAUGUUAUUACCUAUACUAAUUUGGUGCAAAAAAGUUAACAAACUGUGAAGCUGGGUUAAGAAUUUUUUUGUGACUUAAAACAACAACAA
Messenger RNA from Pocillopora meandrina, 8217 nucleotides. NCBI's taxonomy places the organism in Eukaryota, Metazoa, Cnidaria, Anthozoa, Scleractinia, Pocilloporidae. The record is from the annotation of a GenBank genome assembly.